AUGAGAAGGCCUAUGAACUACAUAGGAAAUAAGGUUGAGAAUUUGGAAGCGAUGGGCAAACGUAAAAGAGGAAGGCCAAAACUUCAAUGGGGCCAUAAACUGAACAAUACCUUAUUCAUGUUUGGUCUAAAAAAAAUUAAAUUAAAAUUUUUUGAUUUUCAACUUAAAUCAUUAUUUCACCAGGAAUUAGGUGCCUCAGGUCUAAACUAUUCUCCGUAUGACUUUAUAAAUGAAUGCUCGCCUCCGUUAUUGAAACAAUUAGCUCAAAGAAUUGAAACAUUAGUUGCUAUUGAAUUUUCUUUAAAACAUGUAUGUUGGAUCAAAUUAAGUAAGAAUCGUAAAAUAGAACAAUGGACACAUGAAAACAUUGACCUUAAUUUAGCUCAAAGCCAAGAUAUAUAUGAAAAUAUACAAAAGAUCAAAAAGUUGGUUAAUAUGCUCCCUCUGUCUGAUGUGUACGUUCUUGAGAUGAAAUCAUUUCGCCCAACAAUUAAAAAUGUCAAAUUAUACGUAGAUUUGUAUGCAGCUCUGUCAAUGGCAGCCAUAUCAAUUAAUUUGUUAUUACCAAAAUCUGAGAUUACGCGUUUAAACAAUGAUUGCUACCUACCAAAUAUAUAUAGCCUGAAAGAUAGUCAAGUUUCAAAAUUUUAUCAAUUAAAUGUAGGAGGGGAAAGAAUUAGCAGCAUCAAAAAAGCCCAAAGCAUUUUAUCAAAAUUUUCAAAUAAUUCAGAAGCUCCUUCACAAAUUGAUAUUGAACCAAAUAUGCUGCAAUAUUAUAUUAAAUAUUUAAAUGGUGGGAAAACAUUCUUGAAGGAACAAUACAGUAAUACGUUGCUAUUAGGUCUCAUGUUCUUAGACAAUAUAAUUUUUGGAAAAGCAUAAGCCUUAAUACUAUUGAUUCCUUUGAAAAAAAAUACCGGUUAAUUAGUAUCUUAUAAAGAUAAUACAUCGAAUUUGUGUAUAUUAUUUAUUUCAUAUUCAAUAAUAUUUAUUUAUAAAAAUAAUAAGCAGAAGACAAAUUGGCCAUGAUAAAUAAAUAGUUA
Molecule: messenger RNA, 1043 nt
Organism: Gordionus sp. m RMFG-2023
Lineage: Eukaryota; Metazoa; Nematomorpha; Gordioida; Chordodea; Parachordodidae
Exons: 4
Coding region: 1-882 (293 amino acids)
Biological process (GO): transcription elongation by mitochondrial RNA polymerase; mitochondrial transcription
Cellular component (GO): mitochondrial nucleoid
Molecular function (GO): DNA polymerase processivity factor activity
Source: RefSeq, a predicted model, not a curated record